AUGGCGGCCCCCCAACCGCCCGUUUCCUCCUCUCCCCGGCGGAGUCGUGGUUUCAGCGUCAAAUCUGACAAUUCACGCCGAACAAGUUCCUCCGGUAAUAAGAUUCACCUUUCGGAAUCUCACGAGGAGAAAGAAAGGCGCAAUCUUCACACAAAGGCAGACCCGACCGUCGCCAUGAAUGAGUUGCAACCCAAUGACAUUGCAUUACAGAAGUCCAAUAUGGGCUCUCUGCGAGAUAUCCAACAUAAAGAUCAAUUUGGGAAUAUCAUCACCGAUCCCGACUGGUCAAACCCUACCCGAUCCCGAUCUGAGCGACCGCUAGACACCAUCCGAUCGUUCGAAGCCGCCAUCUAUGGCACAUACAACAGUACCCGACCGGUAUCAUAUGCCCGGACCGAAGAUGCAGGCUCCCAAAUGGGCGACUACAGCCGACGAACAAGCUACUACGGAGGACAAGGUGGAUACAAUCGCGGAUACGAUCAAAGCUACUACCACAGCCGCAAUCAAUCACGUCCCGACGACCUCGCCGAUGGCAACCAAAACAACCAGCAAGAAAACUACUACCCCUACCAGCAGCAGCAACAAAACGGUCGCCGAAGGCCCCGCGUCUCAACCGACCAAACAAACUACUACCAGAACAACAACUACCACCAAUCCUACGAUAACGUCGCCGCGUCGGGCUCAGGUGGAUCCGGCCAAACAGAUCCAUACGGCCAGUCGACCGAUCCCAGCUCAAUGAAUAGCUCUAUGGAUCAAUUGCAACAACAUGCGCUAUUACAGCAACAGCAGCAGCAGCGAAUGGACGACCGCGCACAGGAAUAUGGGUUCUCUUUCGGUAACACGGCGCCUCUGAAUACUAAGGGCUUUCCGUCGGCGCCGCCGCCUGUCGCGAGCCCAACGAGUCCUGCCAGUGUGGCACAGCCGCAUUUCGCUGCGCCGGCGAAUGGCGCUUUGAGGAAGAAUACCUCGCAAGCUGGAGAUAAGCGGAAGAGUUGGUUUAAGAGACGAUUCAGCAAGGACUAG
Penicillium manginii is the source of this 1023-nucleotide messenger RNA. Its product is annotated as DUF2406 domain-containing protein. NCBI's taxonomy places the organism in Eukaryota, Fungi, Ascomycota, Eurotiomycetes, Eurotiales, Aspergillaceae. The record is from RefSeq and is a predicted model, not a curated record. The transcript is spliced from 5 exons. The coding region runs from base 1 to 1023 and encodes 340 amino acids.